GGAAGUUUUUGUUUCCUCACCUGUCAGUUCUGACACGGUGCGAGUGUCCAGCCUCGUCUCUUUGUUUUUCUCUGUGAAACAGGCCUUCGUUUGUCAAGAAUAGAUGAUAAUCCUGUUUGGCCAACUGACACCUAAUUGAGGACAGCAUCUAACACGGUCUUCCAUCUGCUACAGAGAAGGCCUGUGCAGGCAUGGAGCCCUUGGCAGUGGAUGAUGACAUUUGCAUCCUUAAACAUGAGACUGCCUACACCACAUCUGGCGAGAGUCCUGUAUCGGUGUGUGCCGGCGAUGAAUCCGUUGCUUCCCACUUCGCCUUGGUCACAGCCUAUGAGGACAUCAAGAAGAGGCUGAGGGAUACUGAGCGAGAGAACACCAUGCUGAGGAAGAGGGUUAAGCAGCUGGAGGAUAAGCUCUUCCGGCCAGAGGCUCCUCCAUCAGAGGGACCCCAGUAUGUGAACAAGGCCUUCAGUGCUUACCGAGGUAUCUAUAUAGAGAAGGAGGACCUUCAGAUGGAGCUUAACAAACUGAAAAGGGAUAAGAGUGAGAGUGAGAGGUUGCUGACGGAGCAGCUCCAGGCCAAAGAGUUGGAGCUGCUUCAGCUGAGGACAGAGAUGGAGACCAGCCAAGUGAUGAAGAGCCUGAACAGCCCUCAGGACUACUGGCAGGUGGACAGGCUCGGCACUGAGCUAAAGAUCCACAAACUGCAGGAGGAGCUGGAGAGAGUGACACUGGAAAACAGUAGACUGCUGGAGAGAAGUGGGGAGGAACCCCAUGGCCUUAAUGGACCAGACUUGGACCAGACCUGUGACACAAAGUAUAAUGUAAGGGAGAGGAGCAUGCAGCACACGUACGAGGCUUUGUGCUGCGAAGUCACUCGUCUCCAUUCAGAGUUGAAGCACCAAACAGGCCUGAUUAGGAAACUCAGGCCACUAAUCAGUGAGACAAGACAAGCUGCCUCAACACUUCCAAUCCAGUGUCUUGACGACGUGGAAAAGAACAACCACCACGCAGUUCUUCGGGCAUCAGUGCCUCGCCCCCCUAGCGCCCCCCCACUCCCCUCGUGUUCCGGCCGCCCCUGUCCCCCUAUCGGCGGGCCGUCAGGCACCUUGCUGCCAGACAGUCUGAGGGAGGACUGCUGGUACAACGGGCCCUGGCCCUCCCCGAGCUGCUCAGGAGAGGGCCUGGUUGGAAGUGACACCUGCUCCGUUGUCCUGCCCCCGCCUCCCCUGAACCAAGCCUCCCUAGAUGACAGCUCGCGGUCCUUCCCCAGCCCCCCAAAACCCAGUGAUGCCAUGUUCUGGGAAGGACACUCCAACGUUGCAUCCAACUCCUCAUCCUCAAUUGGAAACUGCAGUCCCAGGAGUCCUCCCAAUGCCGAGUGGGCCAAACCCUACUGAGAGGAACUUCAAUGGGAAAAUAGAUGAUAGUUUAUGUAGUUUAUGAUUGGAUGAAAAAUGGACGAAUGAAUGGACUCUCCAACCCUGCCACAUAGCUACCACCUAACCUGCCUUAAGUUGAUAAGACCACUCCUCUGGGCUGGACUGGACCUGCUACUUGUGGGAACUAAUUGAGGCCAGAGGAGGCCUUUCGAGGUAAAGACUCUGUAAACUCUGCACACCGCAUCGGUGAACAUAUGUGACUGCAGAGGAAUAAUUGAUGAGAGACCCUCAGCAGAAUAAAUAGUUUGUCCAUGUGUAUGUGUCCUUGUAUGCACAUGCAUAAGUGUGCGCAAGCAUGCAUACAAGCAGUUUUAUUUCUGUGUGCAUAUACACACAUAAAACAGUGUGCCUGUGUAUGCAGAUCAGUGUGUGGGCAUCUUUCGCCUGCCUGUAUCUGUAUCUCAUCAUAAUAAACAUAAUUGUGCUCAAAAGCCCUCUUUCUCUCUUCAGUGUGGCCCAUGAUCACUGGGGCCACAGUAUAAUACUAGUUUGUAAAACUGUACUCCCUCCAAUGCAAGUCUCUUUACAUUUGAUCGCUGUAAAGUACACAAGGUAUGUAGUCCCAUGUAUGUUUCAUGAUUGUGUGAAGGAGGUGUCUUGGUAUGAGGACUUGAUGCGAUUGUUUUUGUACUGUGGUGGAGACAGACAUACAGUAACUGUAGGGUAACCGCAGAUUUAUGUUCCAAAAAAACAGCUACCAAAUCAAAUCUUUGACAUCUUUUCCUUCUUUGACAAGUUUUUAUUUAAGUCCUCGUGGAUCAAUAUCAGAGUAGGCUUUCAAUCUACCUAUGCUUACCAAAUCAUUUUUGUGCAGUUAGUGUAUUUUUGAGGAUAUUACAUAAUAAGUAGAAAAUAAUGAUUUUAAUCUUAAAAAUGUAUCGCUUUCUGAAAUAAAACACUGCAUCCUCACUGGCACCACAAAAAAAUUCAACUGUUUCAAAGAAACUUUAGCAAGCCUCCUUAAAGCUGCCUGUUAGCACAUACUCAGUUCUCUCAGAACUACUGUCACAGUAUCAGCUGUGUUCUUCUCUUUCCUCACUCAGAGAAAUGUAGAUGUAAGGCUGUUUGUUGUUGAUGUUUUUCUAUAGGACUUAAAAUUUGAAGGACUCAUGAAAUAGGCAUCACACUCUCCCCUGUAUUUGAAACCCUGAUUAAGUUGGAAAACUGAUGAGGUUUGUGGAGAUUUUGAAUUACAGAAAAUGUAUCUAAACUGUUCUGUGCUGAUGUUAAUCUAUGAAACAUUUGUUUUGCAGUAUGACAUAAGUUGUUGUGUGAAGAGGGAAGUUUCUAUUUGGUUUCUCUUAUUAAGAGUCAGAUAAGUAUAAACAACUGACAGGUGUAUAAAAGAAAACACACUGAAAAGAAAGAGAUAUAUAUAUAUAUAUAUGAGGGAGGAAUGUGCAUAUCUGUAUAAAUGUAUAUGGUGGGCUUCAUCACUCUGCCAAACGCGGUUUUGCACUCCAAACCAUAGGUUUUGUUUUUUUUCUCCCCCACAACAAGACUUCUGAUGUGUAUAUGUGCGGUGUGGCAAGACAAGAAGUCUAUUAACCUCAAGAAAUGUGAGCUGUGACUUGAAAUAUAGGUGCAGAAAGCACAAAGUCCCAUGGUUGUUAAAUAUGUUGUUUUUUCCAUUUGUUUCAUAACCGUGGUCUUAUUGUUGAUUUUUAAGAAAUGUUAUUUUACAGCAGUAGUUUCAUACUUCUGUAAACGAUUUGCAAACCAAAAUGCAAUGUACAGUAGAUAUGGAUUAUAUUUUAGAUUUACUGCACUUCAGACUGUUUGUAAAUAUGACCAAUUAAACGAAGGAAAGGAA
Molecule: messenger RNA, 3252 nt
Organism: Micropterus salmoides (largemouth bass)
Lineage: Eukaryota; Metazoa; Chordata; Actinopteri; Centrarchiformes; Centrarchidae
Gene: azi2
Product: 5-azacytidine induced 2
Exons: 8
Coding region: 192-1397 (401 amino acids)
Biological process (GO): canonical NF-kappaB signal transduction
Cellular component (GO): cytoplasm
Source: RefSeq, a predicted model, not a curated record